This is a messenger RNA of Neolamprologus brichardi, 3906 nucleotides long. The record is from RefSeq and is a predicted model, not a curated record. Lineage: Eukaryota; Metazoa; Chordata; Actinopteri; Cichliformes; Cichlidae.
UUUUGUAGAUACGAGAUUUUUAGGAGUGUUUUUGUGUCUCUUUGCUACAGCUUACUUGUGGUUCGCCUGUAACUUUGACUUCUCGUCGUUCUGCGGCUGGACCAGAGAGACCGGUACGGGAGCUGAGUGGAUCAUCCAGGCCAACGGGGCUCCCGCUGUCCACAGAGGACCACCCCUUGACCACAUGGGCCAACCUGGGAACUUCAUUUACGUGCAGGUGACUGACUCGGACACACCGAGUAAAACUGGUGAAGAUGAGGACAAAGAAGAGAAGGUGGCGAGGUUGGCCAGCCUGCCCAUCACCUCUCCAGACUCUGACCUGUGCAUGGCGUUCUGGUAUCACAUGGUUGGUGAACACGCAGGAGCGCUUCACAUCAAACACAGGAAGGAGACAGAGGAGGGGCAGAUCCUGUGGACGCUCAGUGGCCAUCAGGGCAGUCGGUGGAGGGAGGGACGAGUUAUACUGCCACGCUCAAGCAUCCCCUAUCAGGUGGUGGUGGAAGGCAUCGCAGACCGACGCAGCUUAGGCUACAUAGCUGUGGACAACAUCCAGAUCAUGGAUGGAGUCAGAGCUGAGGACUGCAAAGAUCCCAAACCUCCUACAUCUCCGCCAACAGAGAUCUUCAUUCUGCCCAUGGACACCUACUCACAAGAAAACAGUCCACUUGGCAGCCCAGGAAACAUGCUGAAGACCCUGGACCCGAUCCUCAUCACAAUCAUUGCCAUGUCAGCUCUGGGUGUCUUCCUGGGCGCCAUCUGCGGUGUUGUCCUGUACUGUGCCUGCUCACAGGGCAGCAUGACAGACAGGAACUUAUCUGCCCUUGAAAACUAUAACUUUGAGCUGGUAGAUGGUGUGAAACUAAAGAAGGACAAGAUAAAUGGACAGACUAACUACUCAGAGGCGUGAGUUAGAAAUGGGGACGGAGCUGCAGUUGCUCCGCAGGGACACGUUCGAUGCAGCCAAUCAAGAAAGUGGAACACAGGGCUGAAGCCACCAAUGGGACGGCAGGGUGGGCUGAAAAGUGAGCCGAUGUAAUUUUAUUUCUCAGGAGCAGCAGUGGAAGGGACUCACCUAUAGGGGGCACUGUGUAUAAAGAAUCUGUACAGCAAAAAAAAAAAAAGAGAAAAAAGAAGAAAACUAAGGAUUCUAUUUGUUUUUCGGCGUGCUUUGUUGAUUUCAUGUAAUCACAUGCUGGUGUUGAGACCAAUUCAGAUGAAAGUAUUAUUUGGAAAGAUAAAAUCUGUUGUUUUUUUUGUUUUCGUUUGUUUGUUUUCUUGGUUUUUUGUUUUGUUUUUUUCCUCUUUUGUUGUUUCAGAUGUCAUUGUUACACAGAACAGGCAGACUAUUUGAAAUAUGCUAUUGUGAUAUCUGGCUCUUGUUGGCCGUAUGUCCCCGUCCCCAUGUGUGCAUGAAAGUGUUUAUGAGUGUGUGUGUGUGUGUCACAUUCAUACACAUCUGUAUAUAAGGUGUGUAUGGGUAGUAGUCUGACUGUAGAGGUGUGUAUCAUUACAGUCAUGUUUGUGUACAUGAUCAGCAUGCAUCUGUGUGUGUGUGUGUGUGUGUGUGUGUGUGUGUGUGUGUGAGUGUGUGUGUGUGUGUGUGUGUGUGUGUAUGUGUGAAAAGCGGGGACCCGUCCCUGCCUGUUGACCUGCGUCUAGUUCCGACAGUGCCUUUUUUUUUUUCCUCCAGUUUUUCUGUUGCCUUUUUUUCUGCUGGUUGUUUUCCCAUCAGCUAAUGUCCCAUCUGGGGUUCCUACACGGAUGUGAAAAAAAAUGGAAAAAAAUAACGUUUCCACAUUGUGAUAAUAAACCUACAAACUUUUUAAUGUUGUAGUGUGUUGUCAAAUAUCACAUGUGUUGGUGUAGCUCUGUAGAUCCUCAUGCCUCAAUGACAGUGGCACUGACACACUUUUAAAAUCUAGGCGACAUUUAGGAAAACUUGUGAAAUCUAUGGAAUUUUCCAGAUGGAAAAUGUGUAGGAGCCCCGAAUGCCUCAUUUUCACGACACAUCCACCAUAUUGUACAUAGGUUUUAAUAUAUUUGAGCGCCCUCUUUAUAGAGAAAGACACCAGUGCUGCAGCAUCCUUUCUAUGCUGAAAGAAAUGUCACUGUUUAUCAUUUGGAUUUUGAUAAUGUAUACAAAAACAAAGAGAUACAGGCCUGUUGUUUUUGUGGUUUUUGAAUUUAAUUGUUCCCUGGUUUUCACUUAUGUUUUUACAGACAUGGAAAUGAGAGUAAGGAGAAAAGCAUCAGAUAUGCCUUGAAAGAAGAGACGAUGGAUUUUUUUUGUACAGGGUAACCUCAGUACCAUAAAGAUGCUGACAACAAGUUGAGGAUGGAUUGUUAAGAUUGUUUUUGAACGCCACUGGCACACAAUGAGACUGCUAGAGCUUUAAGCAGAAGGGUGCUCAGUGGUCUGGGAGCCUUGUGAUGGACUUCAAGCGUCUCUUUCAGUCUCUUUAGGGUCUAACAGCAUCUAUUAUUGAGCAGACAGGUUUCAUUUUCAGAUAGGACUGAAUAAUUAAGAACAGCUGGAAAUUUAAAAUUGUUUUCACUUUUAAAAAAAAAACUUAAAAUGAGUUUAUUUUGUGAGAUUUGGUUUUGUAUUUCUAUUUCAUGUGGUUUGUACUUGGUCUUUAAUUUGCUCGAGCAUUUUAAUGCCUUAUUUACUGUAAACCAUAGUAAACCUUUACACUUACCAACUUUGGUGUUUGUGAAAUAUAAAGUCAGGGUAUUUAUCUUCGAAAACUGGUUAAAAACUAAGAACAGCAAGUGUUCUACAAAGACUGCUUUGUUGUGCUUUAGCUUUUUAGCUGAACUUGUUGUUAUAUGGGUCUCUUCUUUAAAACACCGUAAAAAGAAAAUGUUGGUGAAAACUUUUUACUACUCUCUAACUAUCUGACAACCUCCAACAGAUGUUUGUUUUAAAUGGGAACAUUCUGACUUAUUGCUCCUUAAGUUGGGGCAAAAUACACAUGCACAAAACUUACUGAAACCCAGUAGUGUGGUUGACUGACAUUUUGCCUUUUUUAUUUCCUGUUUUUACUGCACCAUGAGUGGUAACUCUACCUAUUUUUAAUGUAGCAUUAUGAGACAUCACCCAGCUCAAACUGAGAAGUGCUCACCUAAGUAUCAGUUCUCCAUCUUUAACUGUCUUUUCUCUGUAGCCAUUCAGUAAGCAUCCACAAUCAAAUAAAGUGUGCUGACUGUUGAGGCAUUCAUGCUUUAUUCUUCCAUGUAACUCUUCAUCUUCUUGCUAAAGUUUUACCUGUACAUUCAUAACAGGAAAAAUAACCAGACAAUAUAUCCUCCCCCUUUAAACUUACAAGGAUGCUGCAGCACUCAACGUGAAAACAAAUGUUGCACUGAUAUAUUUAAAAAAUAAAUAAAUAAUCUAUGUGUUUAUGAUGUUGAUUUGCAAAAAGAGAGGAAGGAGGGAAGAGAGGACAGUGUUAUUGUUGCUUCUUUUUAACACGGUUUCAGAAGACUACGUUAUAAUUCUGAAAUGUACAAUUUACAGAGAUGUUUUUCAUUCUUGAAAAAGCUUAUAUGCGUCUCUUUGAAAAGUAACAAUUUUAUUUACUUGGUAUAAUAUCACCUUGUGUUUUUGUACUGUCACUGAUGUACGUGCCAAUGUUUUAUUUUUUUUCUUUGUAUGACAAAAAAAAAUGUUUUAUUUUCAGUACCGUUUUCUGUAAUUUUGCUGUCUCAAAUCUAGAAAAAGAAAGGAAAUGAGGAAGUUAAAAAAAAACAUUGGAAAGCAGUGAGGCCUUACGUGACUAAUAGUAUUGUUUGUACUUUGACUUUCUGGUCAACACUCAGACUCAUCUGUCUCUGUUGUCUCAGACUCUCAUCAUUGACUAUUACAUUCCAAAGAAUUGGAUCAAAUAAAUGUUUUAAUUAAAA